UUAUUAUUUAUUCAGUUUGAAAAGGACGCAAAUCUUUCACUGCACUAUCACAAACCAUUGGUAAAGUUGAGCAAGACCAACAGCCAAUACGAUGUCGUCUACUUUCACAGACUCGUUCGAUCAGUUGGAGGGGGACUCGCCGGCGGCCGUUAAGACUCGCUCGUUCGACGACGGUUAUUUUGCUUCUGAGUCGUUUUCCAAUUUUGAUUCUACUGUCGACGAUUCUGUUCCGCCGAUCUACGUCUCCGGCGAAGAUUUCCCCUCCGAUCCGGCGGAUUUCUCGUCGGUUACUAAUGAUAACGGCCCGUUUCUUCCGCCGCCGUCGGAGAUGGAACCCGAGGAGGGUUAUGCGCUCCGAGAAUGGAGAAGACGGAAUGCAAUUCGGAUAGAGGAGAAGGAGAAGAGAGAGAAAGAACUGUUGAGCCAAAUCCUUAUUGAAGCUGAUGAGUACAAAGUUGAAUAUCACAGAAAGAGUCAAAUCGCUUGUGAAACCAACAUAGCUACCAACCGGGAAAGGGAGAAGGUAUUUGUUGCUGGACACGAGAAGUUCCAUGCUGAAGCUGACAAGGAUUACUGGAAAUCGAUAGCAGACCUAAUUCCUAAAGAAGUCCCUGUACUAGAGAAGAGAAAAGGUAAGAAAGACCAGGAGAAGAAAGCUUCUGUAGUUGCGGUUCAAGGGCCUAAACCUGGAAAACCGACUGAUUUAGCCAGGAUGAGAAAUGUACUCAUUCGGCUAAAGUCUAACACCCCACCCCACCUCAAGUUUUCUCCUCCGCCAGCGGCACCAGAUGCUAAAGCUGAUGCGCCAAAGUCUCCCAAUGUGGUAGUCUCUGCCGAAGCUGUAGCUGUUGCGUAAUAUGGGUUGCUUUUAUUUUUAUUUUAUAUUUUAUAUGUAAUAGAGAUGUGUAAACGUGGUACAAUUAGACUUAAAAACGAGAUUAUGUUAUUUAAUUUCGGAUGGCAGUUUUAGUUUUAAACGCGCUUUGAAAUGUGUUACAUCUUUAGUGUUAAUCACUACU
Molecule: messenger RNA, 1019 nt
Organism: Erythranthe guttata (spotted monkey flower)
Lineage: Eukaryota; Viridiplantae; Streptophyta; Magnoliopsida; Lamiales; Phrymaceae
Gene: CLC2
Product: Clathrin light chain protein
Biological process (GO): clathrin-dependent endocytosis; intracellular protein transport
Cellular component (GO): plasma membrane; clathrin coat of trans-Golgi network vesicle; clathrin coat of coated pit
Molecular function (GO): structural molecule activity; clathrin heavy chain binding
Source: RefSeq, a predicted model, not a curated record